Molecule: messenger RNA, 2940 nt
Organism: Alosa alosa (allis shad)
Lineage: Eukaryota; Metazoa; Chordata; Actinopteri; Clupeiformes; Clupeidae
Product: histone-lysine N-methyltransferase PRDM9-like
Exons: 9
Coding region: 187-1485 (432 amino acids)
Biological process (GO): regulation of transcription by RNA polymerase II; mitotic spindle assembly checkpoint signaling
Cellular component (GO): nucleus
Molecular function (GO): DNA-binding transcription factor activity, RNA polymerase II-specific; RNA polymerase II cis-regulatory region sequence-specific DNA binding
Source: RefSeq, a predicted model, not a curated record
CCAGAGCCCGUCCUAUUAGACAUUCUCUGGUCGAACUCGCCUAUUGAAUAUGUUCCGACUUUUAUUUUGAAGGAUUCGCGAAUGGGGCCAUAUUGGAAUUUUCUUUACUGUCGCUAUAGUGGACCUAGCCUACGUUUUUGUUGUUGUUAAUUUGAGAUCUGCGUAGAGCCACCAAUUCAUGUUGCCAUGCUUGGUAACUUUGCAAGCGCGAUGCAAAGAUCGGAUGGUCUUCUCCUCGUGCCUCUAACGCUUAUUGUCUCAGACUACGGAGGUCACCCCCGUUCAUCCUUGAUGGAUGAGAUCCAUCAACAUCUGGGUAUGAGUCACAAACAAGCCUGCAUCAACCUGGAAAAGGCCACUCAAUUCAUCACACAAGCAUUUCAGCAUGAAGUAGGUAGAAACCAGGAGCUCAGCAUGUUGAUUGGCCGUCUGGAGGAGAGGGAGGCGGAGUCUGAGAAGAGCCUGACGGAGCAUGUGCAGUCAAACCGACAGCUGACGCUGAAGAUUGAAGAACUACAGAAACUCCUACAGGAAAAAGACAACUCACUCACACAAGCCAAUCAGACUGUGGCUCUCCUGAAGAAUGAACUAAGGGAUGUUCAAAGCCAGCAGAGUAACCAUAGGCCAGUUCAGGAAGUAAAGGAAUGGCUGCAGAGCGGGGAGAGCCAGCUCAAGCAAAUGAAGACUCCCAGCUCUCCUCUCCAGUCAGACCAGCUGAGACCAGCUGAGGAGACACUGUUCUGGUCAGAACCGCCGAUCUCUACUAACAUCCAGAGUUCACUGGUCUCUUCUCAGGAGCCGAGUCCACUGGUGUCAUCCGAUGAAGAAAAUCCACUGGUCCGGUCUAAUGCUAAAAGUCAGCUAGUCUUGUUUGAUGGUCAGCCCUCUCAGUUGCUGGUCUGGACCGACUUUCAGGGUCCAGUCUCUGGGAUUAAAGAGGAAGAGGGCAGUGAUAGAGAUGAAGAUUACAGACAAUCUGUAGAGGGAACUGAUCCUAAAACAGAACAGACCAUUUCUUCAGCUGCAGACAUUAAACCUGAACUGCUGCAGGUACAAGAGAAGUCAAACAUGGCUCCAGUCCUGUGUUCCAAAACAGAUCUGUCCCCUUCAGACCAACAAGCUCUGGUCCAGUUAAGGACUGUGUCCGUGGUGCUGGUGGACUGUUGUAGAACACUGGGCCAGCAAAAGACAGACGACAGCAACAGAAAGCAGCCCAACACUCAAGCAUCAUCUCUCUCAUCCUCGGAGACCCCAGCAUUCCCCUCCAUGUCACAUACAGAGACAGAGAAAUCCAAAAAACACUCCUGUUCUGUGUGUGGUAGAAACUUCCACUUCCGGUCUCAGCUCAGGAAACAUCAUUAUGUCCACACAGGUAGGAGGCCACACUCCUGCUCCUUGUGUGGUAGGGGAUUCACUUCACUUAGCGAUCUCAAAAGGCAUCAGUACACCCACACAGGAGAGAGGCCAUUCCAAGUUUACCUGUAAAGGAAAUCUCAAAAUACACCAGUGGAUUCACUCAGGAGAAAGGCCUUACUCAUGUCCCCAGUGUGGCAAGAGUUUUGUGCGACGAGUCCAUCUGAAAGUCCAUCAGCACAUUCACACAGGAGAGAGGCCAUUCCUGUGCACUGACUGUGGUAAGACGUUUACCUAUGAAGGAGAUCUCAGAAAACACCAGCGCAUUCACACAGGAACAAAGCCAUUCCAGUGCACUGAUUGUAGUCAGAGGUUUACUUACAACGGAGAUCUCAAAAAGCAUCAGCAGAUUCACACAGGAGAGAGGCCGUACCACUGCGAUCAGUGUGGCAAGAGCUUCACUCGAGGGGACAGUCUUAAAAUACACCAGCGCAUUCACACAGGAGAGAGGCCAUUCCUGUGCACUGACUGUGGUAAGAAGUUUACCUGUGAAGGAAAUCUCAAAAGGCACCAACGCAUUCACACAGCAGAGAGGCCACAUUUUUGCACUCAGUGUGGCCAGAGUUAUUCUUCUCUUCAUUGUCUAAAAAAACACCAGAAUAAACAUUUCGGACAGAAUAUGUAGACUUGCCGUGAGAUAUACUAUUUCAAGUUCUGUGUUCCAGUUUUUCAACAGUUAUGUUUCUCCAUGUGUGUAGUCUGAUGUUUCUAUUAAAAGGUUUGAUUCCCGGCCCGUGGUCCUUUCCGGAUCCUAUCCUGACUCUCUCUCCCAUUCACUUCCUGACAUUCUCCACUGUCCUAUCCGCAUUAAAGGCAUAAAAAAGCCCCAAAAAAUACAUAAAUACAAAAAAAAGUGUAUGAAUGUAUUCAAAGCUAUUGCGUAUUUCAUGCCAAUACAUUAUUUCUCUGUAGGUGUGGUUGCAUGUAUGAAUUUUGUGGAGAGUUUUGCACAUGGUUUGUUUUGGUGAAUGUGUGUCAUCUAUUUGUUUUAUAGUAUCCCAGAAAUUCUGAACCCAAAUCUGAGCCUUGACAUUUGGAGUCUAUUCAUUUAGCUUUGGGACACACAUACACAUGAGCAAGCUAUUUAUUUAGCAUAGGCAUUCUUUUCCCAGCCAACAGCCAGACAUAAUAUUGACAUCUGGCCUGAUGAACAUGGCCAAGGAGAGAGGGGGCCCCUAAUUUCAGUGCUAUGCAAAGUCAGUCUUUAAGCAAAGUUCUUGUAAAUGAACCAAUGGCAUUACAUUUGUAUUUAGGAUCUUUUUCAUGGUAUUACAUUUGCAAAUAGAUAUGGCUUAGUUAUUAAGCAGGCUUCAGUUAGACUGGCCAGCAUCUAGAGUAGCGCCCACAGUAUUAUUCACAGCAAUCAGGAUUGUAUUCCAUGGUUUUGGAUGGUACCUUUGAAUUUCUUUGUUGUUCUCUAUCUGGCCCUACCCCAGCAACGUUGUGGCCUUGACCAGAGAGAGUCUACCAUGGUGGAACAACAUGUGCACUGGGCAUGUCAUGUCUAUGUACAACCCCAAAACAGAA